GUGUUUACUGUUGAUCCAUAUCUGAUACUUUUGAAGGGUUUUUAACCCCUCCAAGAGAGACUAAAAGAGCAUUCAAAAUUAGUCUAGACGCAGUGUACUGUAACUACUUGGCCGGCCACCUGUAACAGAGGGGAGGAGGAUCUGCACUUAGUUGCGGCAGUUAUCUGGAGAAUACGGCCUUCCAGCCCCUCUGCCACCAGACUCCCCCGCCCCAGGUACGCGCCCCGCGGAGAGACCAAGCGCGUGCUCGUGCGCAAGCGCACGGCGACUGUCACCCGGCGUCUGUGGUUUGUCACUCGGCGCUCUGGUGUCUCGAUGUAGUUCCCCUGGCUUCUCCUUGUCCGCCUCGGGCAGGGGGGUCGCCACUGCCCCUUCUCCAGGCUCUCUCCAACCCCUGCCCAGGCUAAGCCCGGCGCGGCCCUACCCUCUGACCUCGCGUUGCACAAUGCCCGAGCAAAGUCUCCAGGGGUGUGAACCCCGGCGUCCCUGCCCCUGGGCGGGGACGGGCGGCGGCCAAGCGGGGAGUCGAGGCGGCGAGCGCGCAGCUGGCCUAGUCUGCGGUCCCCAACUCCUCGAGUCCCCUGGGAGCCGCCGCUGCAGGCCCCCGAGCCGCUAGGCCCCGCCGCCAAGCCAGCGCCGCUGCGGCAGCCAUGGCGGAAGUUCAUAGACGUCAGCAUGCUCGGGUUAAAGGAGAAGCCCCCGCGAAAUCCUCCACACUCCGAGAUGAGGAGGAGCUGGGGAUGGCGUCGGCCGAAACGCUGACCGUUUUUCUGAAGCUGCUGGCCGCCGGCUUUUACGGCGUGAGCUCCUUCCUGAUCGUGGUGGUGAAUAAGAGCGUGCUCACCAAUUACAGAUUUCCCUCCUCACUAUGUGUUGGACUUGGCCAGAUGGUGGCCACAGUGGCAGUUCUCUGGGUGGGAAAGGCGCUCAGAGUAGUCAAGUUUCCUGACCUUGACAGAAACGUACCUCGAAAGACGUUUCCACUACCUCUACUAUAUUUUGGGAACCAAAUCACGGGACUGUUCAGCACAAAGAAACUGAACUUGCCAAUGUUUACAGUUCUGAGAAGGUUCUCCAUCCUGUUUACAAUGUUUGCUGAAGGAGUUUUACUCAAGAAGACUUUUUCUUGGGGUAUUAAAAUGACUGUAUUUGCAAUGAUUAUUGGAGCCUUUGUAGCUGCCAGCUCUGACUUGGCAUUUGAUCUGGAAGGAUAUGUUUUUAUUCUGAUAAACGAUGUCCUGACAGCAGCAAAUGGUGCAUACGUAAAACAAAAAUUAGAUUCAAAAGAGCUGGGAAAAUAUGGACUGCUCUAUUAUAAUGCACUGUUCAUGAUUCUGCCCACCCUGGCCAUUGCGUAUUUCACAGGAGAUGCACAAAAGGCUGUGGAGUUUGAAGGCUGGGCUGACACCCUGUUUCUUCUGCAGUUCACCCUCUCCUGUGUGAUGGGGUUUAUCUUAAUGUACGCCACAGUACUCUGCACCCAGUAUAAUUCUGCUCUUACAACUACAAUAGUUGGCUGCAUUAAGAAUAUAUUAAUAACUUAUAUUGGAAUGGUCUUUGGUGGAGAUUAUAUUUUCACGUGGACAAACUUCAUUGGUUUAAAUAUCAGCAUUGCUGGGAGCCUGGUGUAUUCCUAUAUCACUUUCACUGAAGAGCAGCUGAGCAAACAGUCAGAGGCUAAUAACAAGCUGGAUAUUAAGGGGAAAGGAGCAGUGUGACCGGAGGAUUGCUUCAUCUGAUACGUAGGCCUAAGUUUUUAAUCAACUCAGAACACUGGCAGUUCCUACACAGACACUGAGGUGUCUUGAUUAUGGAGGAAAUAACCAUUCCUUUGCACUUGUACAAUCUGAGGAUUGAUUGCUGCCUUUUAAAAUUUUAUGAAGAGAGAAACUUAUAAUUGACUCUAUUUUAAAUACGUUGUUUGAAUUAAUUUAUAUCAGACUGGAAAAUGUACUGGGCUUUUUAAUUUAAUUUUUUUCUAUGCCGACAGUGAAACAUCAGUGUUUUGAAAGUAUUUUAUUUCAUAAUUUGAUAUCCAGGUGUCCCUGAGAGCUGCAUAUAUAAUGUUUGCCAACUGGAGCUUCAUCAUUCAAAUUGUUGCUGCAUCUGGAGGCAGUUUAGCCUUUCCUCUGCUGGAAAUGCAGACGAAUAUGUGAAAUUUCUCUUCUCUGAAUCUUAUUUCUUAUGAUUGCAUUGUCUUCAUCAUAUCAUCAUUCCAUUUGCCAAGGAAAACAACUUUGGCACUAUAAAAAUAUGUGGGGUUUGAAGUGUAUUGCUAUGUUGGCUUCCCUGAUUUUCAUAGGAUGAGCAGAGUGCAUUCCUUGAAAACGUUCUUUUUUUGUUGUGUAGAAUGGGGAUAAUGAAGGGGGUGAGAAAGUAGGCCUUUUACUAAUUUUUCAUCUAUUUGAUUUAUUGAUUCAACUAAAAUGUUUUAAGUAUAUGUGCCAGGCAUUGUGCUAAAUGCUGGAGAUACAGAGGUGUUUGCAGAGGUAGUUGAAACAUCUCACUCCUGCCAUAGUGACUGAGGUAAGGUUGAGAAUUUAGCUCUGUUAAUCCAUUCAGAAGAUGUCACUAGAAGUAAGUUGUUUCAGCACUCAAAAGCCUCAAAUCUGUAAAUUGGAUUAAAAACACCUGCCCUACCUAUCCAGCAAUAGUGUGAAUCCAAAUGCUGCAAUGUGAGAUGAGGUACAAGUAAAGAGCUGUGUUUUGUAAACCAGUGCAGCUCAGCAUUGACUCCCUCUCUAAGUGAAAAUUGCAGACAGGCAAGUCUGUUUUCCCUUGCCUCCUUCCUUUGGGUUUGGUUGCUCUUUAGAUGAAUAUGAUGAGAUCCCACAUUUCUGAAUUUAUUGGUUUGAGGGGAAAGGCUGGUUAGAUGUCUUUGUAUUGUCAAUGGUUGGUUUUUGUCUGGCAGUGUCAGUGUUAGAACUAUCAUCUUCCUUCUUAAAUGGCAUGAGCAAUGAGCAAACUUCCCUCCUUUCAACAUUCUCACCUACAUCAUAUGCCCCUUGGCUCACCUACUGAGCUUGCCAACUUCUCUCAAAACCAGUGCUGCAUUUUGGGAGAGCAGCUGUGAAUGGGCACUGCCUAAAUUGCCUCUUGGGGUAAUCUGGAGGGUGGAGGUGUUAACUCAAACAUAAUCGUAUGACUUGACUCAGAGAUAUCCAUUGACUUUGAGGAUUAGUGUGUUUGCUUAGGCCAGUUGUGCAGCCAGUGUGCAAGAGAUUUGGUACCUUUGCACUAAUGCACACACCAGUGUCUAUUUCAUUGGGUUUGGAAUCCACUGAACUCUGUUGACCUAAACAGUUAGGGUUUUGAUUUUUUUUUUUUUUGAUUUGCAAAUUUAUAUUGAGAUCAUUUUCAUAUUCCUGUCUUUCUCUUUUGGUUUGUCUUUACUAAAGCUUGGCUGGUGGUGCUAUGUCCCUAGAAUUAUCCCUGCAGCCAACUCCCAAGUUACAAGCUUCAUUAAGAGCCUUAGACUCACUUUUUUCUAGCAUCUUCUGACCUGAGAAAAUUCCACUGGGAGUAAAGGAUAUUAUCUUGUGUCAUAUGCGUCUUACUCUCCCUAUUUUACCAAUGAGAAAACAAAACUCAGAGAAAGAUGACUUGCUAAUACAUCAAACCCAUUUCCUUUUUAUUGAACUAUGCUGCCAUUUAAUUAACCGCCCUUCCCCUCUGAGGGAGUAGGGAAACAGAUCCUGAGUUCACUUGAGCACUUUCAAAAAAGCAAGCAGUUGAUUGAAUUUGGUGUCAGAGAGGAGCAUACUUUGCAAAUCAGGAAGAGUGACAGGUUACCCUGUCCUGGAACCCUUAUCCCACUUCCAGGCUGACUUUAGUUGUUAAUGCACUUCUGGCUGUAAAUGUUGCCAACACUUCCUGGUUUUGCUUAGGUACAGUGAAAGGGCAUAGUGAGAGCUAUUUUUAGUGAUUCUGUUCCUUCUGUCAGCAACAUGAAGGAGGGAUGUUUGAAUAAUUUUUGUUGUAGAAUAUUUCUUCAUGAAAGGCUUUUGGGUGUCUUUAACAGGUGUUGGGCUAGAGCCCCACCAGGAGUUGAACUGCCUUUUGGGGGUCAGGUUCCCUAGGAGAUCUGUCACCUCUUCAGGAGUAUUUGAGAACAUUGUGUAGCUACAGCUUCACUAAAUGCACCUGACAGGCUUCUGUGCCUUGGGAGCCCUGGCUUAUGCUGAAACUUCUGGCUGACCAGAGCAGUACAGCAACUUCUGCCCUGUCUGUGUUCUGCUUCCUGGAUGCCUCCUUCAGCUGCUAACCAGCAUUGCAGGAUGGAGCAGGGUGAACAAGCUGGAGACUGAAUAGUCUUUUGGAUUUUGUGUUUUGAUUAUUGCAGGCCUGUUAUAAUAUACUGGUGAUUUACCUGGUACUGUGGCACCUCCCAGAAAGUCUGGUUUUUGCCCCAUGUUUGAUAUUUACUAGGCAGAAAUUCUUUGUCCUGUUAACUGCCUCCUGGGAGAAAAAGAGGCAAUAUAGAGUUAAAUCCUAAAUUUGCCCACUGAGACAGAUGAGCUGUGGUAUUCCAAAAGACAAAUUCUAUGACUAGUGGCUCCUGUUCAAUGUAAGUGAGACCCUCUUUGGCCAAUCUGCUUCUAGUCAAGGCUAAAUGGAUUGGAAUAACCCUAGUUGGCCAGGCUACACAUUGCCAACAUGUCCCGUUGAGUUUUAAUUGCCCCAUGUGGCUGUGGACUUUAUGAGUCAAUCAUUUAUAGGCUCCAGUUUGCACCUAGUUUUUUUUUAAAAAAGUGCAUUUAUACGCUUUUGGUAGUCCUGUUUUAUCAAGAAUCCAUGGAGGGUUUUGGUCAGUACAGCUGGUGCAGGAUCCUCACAGAGAAACAGUGGAGUUUCACAUUGAAUUGGUUUGAAAUGGCACCCCAGGACUUUGGGCCUGCCUUACUUUAUAGCCUCGUUCAGUGAGCAAAAAUUUAGUGAGCAGCUGUUGUAUGCCAAGCAUUUUGCUAAGCUCUGGAAAAAAGAUAAACAAGACAUGGUUCUUGCUUUCAAGGAGUGUGUAAUUCUUUAACCAGAUAUGGUAACCUGGACCCUGAGUGGGAGAAAGGAGACAGAUGAAAGGAGUCCCUGAUUUUGUAACCAAGAGCUGCCUGCAUAGUUAUGAGUAUCACUGAUUUUAGGGGCAUCCCACAGAGCUAAAGCAUUUUUUUAAUCUGAGAGGACUUUUGUAACUCAUAUUAAUCUUCUAGCUCUGAGAUAGCAACACAGCUCUUAGAAUUCUGUAAGUAGCUUGAGGCCUUCUCCUCUACUGUACAUGUUCUUGCUUUCCCAAAACUGUAAGUUUGGUUUUUCCUAUAAACAGGACUGUAAUUGAUUUUUCUCUCCCUGAGGAAAAAAGUUCAGAAUAAAUGAGACAUGGAUAUGAAACUACUUAGCACAAUGCCUGGUACAUAUUAGGCACUCAGCAAAUGUGGCUACCGUGUCAUUAUUUCAUGGUGAGACUCAAGGCAAAACAAGAUUCUUAAUUUAUGCUCUGUAAAUGCUAGAGGUUUGGGCAGUAUGGUAUAUCCUGAAAAACAGGACCCUGUGUCUCAUUGCCUCUAGAAUCCUUAGGUAGCAGUUUCUGUUCACUGUCUCUUCUUUUUUAAAAAUAUCUGCUGGACACAAUUAUGGCCAUUACAUGAUGCAAGUGAUUCUACCUAUUUUUAAAAAAGAACAAAAUUGCUUUUAUAUUGUGACGGUACAUUUUAAUAAAGGAAAAUUAUUUUCUUCCCCCUCCUCCCCCUCGUUUUUUUUUUUUUUUUUUUUUUUUUAAAUAAACAAGGUCUUGCUCUGUCGCCAGCCAGGCUGGAGUGUAAUGGCGUAAUCAUAGCAGCUCACCACAGUCUCAAACUCCUAGGCUCAAGUGAUCCUCCUGCCUUAGCCUGCUAAGUAGCUACGACUAUAGGCAUGUGCCAUUACGCCUGGCUCAUUUCUUCCUUUUUUUUUUUUUUUUUUUCUGGUAAAGACAGGGUCUCACUGUGUUGCCAGACUGGUCUCAAACUCCUGGCCUCAAGUAACUCUUCUGUCUCAGCCUCCCAAAGUGCUGGGAUUACAGGUGUGUGCCACAUGUCCGGCCAGGAAAAUUAUUUUCUAUCUUAAAGAAAGAUAAUUACAUUUUAGAAUGGCAAUUCAGUUAAAUCUUUCUCAGUUUUUUACCUUAAGAUGGCUCCUGGAAAGGCCAGCGUUCCUUUUCCCCUCUCUGAAUUGAAAGCACUUGACCCCAUGCUGCCCCUGCUUGCAGGCCUGUCUCAGUUGUCAUAUAUUGUGAGUCCCUGGCACCAUUACUGUUUUCUAAGCCAGUCUUCUAGGUCUUACUUUCAGGAUGCUGCUUCAUGGUAUGAGGAUAUAGUUUACAGUGUUGUAGUUUUGUUUUUUUUUUAAAGCUUUGUUCUUUGAAAAUACUUUUUAAAAAGAAAUCUACUGGUUAGAUUUAUUGUCUCACAAAAAUGUUUUUAGAGAUUAUUUUUUUCACAAAUGUUUUCUUUCUCAUGCUGAUGAUCAACUGAUUUUUGUCUACAGGUGUUAGCUUCUCACAGUAUUUUUUCAUUUUAGAGUCUAUUUACCAAAUGACCAUUUUUAGUGUUAAAAGGUACUGAGGAAUUGAGAUCUGUAAAUCAGGUGACAUAAACAUGAAAAUUAUGUGCCUAAAUAUUUUUGUAAUGGUGUAAAAUAAAUACUUUUUCCUGAAAA
Molecule: messenger RNA, 6690 nt
Organism: Pongo pygmaeus (Bornean orangutan)
Lineage: Eukaryota; Metazoa; Chordata; Mammalia; Primates; Hominidae
Gene: SLC35D1
Product: solute carrier family 35 member D1
Exons: 12
Coding region: 651-1718 (355 amino acids)
Source: RefSeq, a predicted model, not a curated record